This is a messenger RNA of Plectropomus leopardus (leopard coralgrouper), 1779 nucleotides long. It is a transcript of the gene adsl, whose product is annotated as adenylosuccinate lyase. Gene Ontology annotation, cellular component: cytosol. Gene Ontology annotation, biological process: 'de novo' AMP biosynthetic process. Gene Ontology annotation, molecular function: N6-(1,2-dicarboxyethyl)AMP AMP-lyase (fumarate-forming) activity; (S)-2-(5-amino-1-(5-phospho-D-ribosyl)imidazole-4-carboxamido) succinate lyase (fumarate-forming) activity. Lineage: Eukaryota; Metazoa; Chordata; Actinopteri; Perciformes; Serranidae. The record is from RefSeq and is a predicted model, not a curated record.
ACCCGCGUCCUCGUCCAUGUGAUGCUACAAGCUGCAGUCCGCGCGGCUCCUCCGUCAGGCUCGUGUGUGUUUGGGUGAAGGUGCAGGACGGGUUUUUGAGUUUUAGCGGACAAAACCGCGUCUAACAAACAUGGAGGCAGCCGACGAGUUCACGAAGUACCGCUCCCCGCUGGUGUCGAGGUACGCCAGCAAGGAAAUGGCCUUCAACUUCAGCGACAGGAAGAAGUUCACCACCUGGAGAAAGCUGUGGAUCUACCUGGCCAAGGCUGAGAAGGCUUUGGGUCUGCCCAUCACUGGCCAGAUUCAGGAGAUGGAGAGCCACGAGCUGGACAUCGACUUCGCCAUGGCGGCCGAGGAGGAGCGUAAACUCAGGCAUGACGUCAUGGCUCACGUCCACACCUUCGCACACUGCUGCCCCACUGCCGCUCCCAUCAUCCACCUCGGUGCCACCUCCUGCUACGUGGGAGACAAUACUGAUCUGAUUAUGCUGCGUGAUGGAUUUGACAUUGUCUUGCCUAAGCUGGCCAGAGUCAUUGACAGACUGGCAAACUUUGCAGAAAAGUACGCUGACCUCCCCACGCUCGGCUUCACGCACUACCAGCCCGCCCAGUUGACCACGGUGGGAAAGCGGGCGUGUCUGUGGCUGCAGGACUUGACCAUGGACAUGAGGAACCUGCAGCGAGCCCGCGAUGACCUGCGUUUCCGGGGGGUCAAGGGGACCACCGGCACUCAGGCCAGCUUCCUGCAGCUCUUCCAGGGGGACCAUGACAAGGUGGAAGAGCUUGACAGAUUGGUGACAGAGAUGGCGGGCUUCAAAAAAGCGUACCUGGUGACUGGACAGACAUACAGCCGUAAGGUGGACAUUGACUGUCUGUCCAGCUUGGCCAGUAUGGGAGCCACUGUUCACAAGAUCUGUACAGACAUCCGCCUGCUCGCCAACCUGAAGGAGAUUGAGGAGCCUUUUGAGAAAGAGCAGAUUGGUUCCAGUGCCAUGCCUUACAAGAGGAACCCCAUGCGUGCAGAGCGUUGCUGCAGCCUGGCCCGACACCUGGUGGCGCUGAUGGCCGACCCGCUGCAGACGGCGUCGGUCCAGUGGCUGGAGAGGACGCUGGACGACAGCGCCAACAGGAGGAUCUCUCUGCCCGAGUCCUUCCUGACAGCUGACAUCAUCCUCAGCACCCUGCAGAACAUCACAGAGGGUCUGGUCGUCUACCCCAAAGUCAUCGAGAGACACAUCCGCCAUGAGCUGCCCUUCAUGGCCACAGAGAACAUCAUCAUGGCCAUGGUGAAGGCUGGCGGGAACAGACAGGACUGCCACGAGAAGAUCCGUGUUCUGUCGCAGGAGGCAGCGGCCGUGGUCAAACAGGAGGGCGGGGAUAACGACCUGCUGACCAGAGUCCAGAGAGACCCGUACUUCGCCCCCAUUCUGGGGCAGCUGGACGCCAUACUGGACCCCAAGACCUUUAUCGGCCGCGCGCCCCAGCAGGUGACCAGGUUCCUGUCUGAGGAAGUUCGCCCCCUGCUGGAGCCGUACAAGGCUAAGAUGGAUGUCAAGAUUGAGCUUGAGCUCUAACGCAUGCACACACACACACACACACACACACACACACACACACACACACACACACACACACACACACACACACACACACACACACACACACACACACACACACACACAGAUACAAUGACAUGCACAUGAGCCAACAGCGCGAGACUUGAUCGUGGCGUGUUGCUGUGCUGAGCACCGCGCCUCAAUAAAUAACAAUCAGUGAAUUA